UCCUUGUAUCUUUCGCCCCUCUCUUUCUCUUUCUCUCUGUAUCUCUCUCGCUUUCUCUCUCUUCUCUCUCUCAUGGCGAUCGCUGCGGAGAACCAAGCCCAAGAGAAGGCUUCUUCGGAGGUUUCAGCGACGGAGACAAGAAGAUGGACGCUCAAUGACUUCGACAUUGGAAAGCCUCUUGGCCGAGGAAAGUUUGGUCACGUCUAUUUGGCAAGAGAGAAACGGAGCAAUCACAUUGUGGCACUUAAAGUCCUCUUUAAGAGCCAGCUGCAACAGUCUCAGGUUGAACAUCAGCUUCGUCGGGAAGUUGAAAUACAAAGUCAUCUUCGACAUCCCAAUAUCUUACGCCUUUAUGGGUACUUUUACGAUCAGAAACGAGUUUAUUUGAUUUUAGAAUAUGCUGCCAAAGGUGAACUAUACAAGGAACUUCAGAAGUGUAAAUACUUCAGUGAAAGACGUGCUGCCACUUAUGUUGCAUCGUUGGCACGGGCCCUUAUAUACUGCCAUGGAAAGCACGUAAUUCACAGAGAUAUCAAGCCAGAGAACCUUCUAAUUGGUGCACAGGGUGAACUCAAGAUAGCGGAUUUUGGGUGGUCAGUGCAUACAUUCAACCGCAGGCGGACAAUGUGUGGUACUCUUGAUUACCUCCCUCCUGAGAUGGUGGAGAGCGUAGAGCAUGAUGCUAGUGUGGAUAUCUGGAGCCUUGGUGUCCUGUGCUAUGAGUUUCUCUAUGGAGUCCCGCCUUUUGAGGCCAAAGAGCAUUCAGAUACAUAUAGAAGGAUUGUUCAAGUGGAUCUAAAGUUUCCUCCUAAACCAAUUGUCUCUUCUCAUGCAAAGGACCUUAUUAGUCAGAUGCUUGUGAAGGACUCUUCUCAACGCCUGCAAUUGCACAAGCUUCUAGAACAUCCAUGGAUUGUUCAGAACGCGGAGCCCUCUGGCGUAUAUAGGAUAUAAUUUGCCAAGCCAGAUAUAAUGAAGGAGAUAAUGGCAGUAGAAUUUAAUUUUCUAUGAACAUCUGAACAAUUUAUCUUGCCGGCCUCAGCCAACUUUGUGAUGUAAUACUUCCGUGUAUGAAUCUAUUGAUAAAAAAAAUGUUUGUUAAUAAAAAUUCUUUUUUCUUCGUGCUAA
This is a messenger RNA of Prunus mume (Japanese apricot), 1128 nucleotides long. It is a transcript of the gene AUR1, whose product is annotated as ataurora1. Gene Ontology annotation, biological process: protein phosphorylation. The record is from RefSeq and is a predicted model, not a curated record. Gene Ontology annotation, molecular function: ATP binding; protein kinase activity. NCBI's taxonomy places the organism in Eukaryota, Viridiplantae, Streptophyta, Magnoliopsida, Rosales, Rosaceae.